AUGGAAAUCAAUAACCAACCAGUGGUAAUCUUUGCCAGCACGAUCAAGCAAGAUGAUGGUCUCGUAAUUGACCAGUGCUAUCCUGCGACAUCCGGCCAUAAACCAACAAAAAAACCAGUUCCACCCACAAAGAGGCCUGUUGCCCUUGUCGAUAAAAUGCGAUUGGCCGACGUGGACAAAGCUGGACCUGAAGAUUUGCAGCUGAAAUGGGGAAAGAAGGCAGACAAGAAGUACAAGGACAAGCUGUUCGUCUACGUUAACGAGACUCUUUUCAAAAGACCUGUCUAUUCCACUUUGAUCGAAGUAUAUGAGAGGAACCUCUUCGACCCGCAGGUGUGCCAUGCUGAUUCAGAGAUGAAUGGCUUCCGAAAAGCUCAGCUGCGACUAAUGUUCGAUACCUGGACAGAUACGGAAGUUUUCAAACUGGCUUUCGAUUACUUGCAAAACAAAGAUUUCAAGUAUGCGACCAGCAUGCAAACAUUGAAGGAAUACCUCUGGACCUUAUGGUUCGGCACCUACUCACGCUGUAAAGGACCAUACGGAAGUUCAGGAUGGGAGCACGUCUUCUAUGGUGAAUGGAAAGGUACGAAAGUUGAUGGACAUCACAGCUGGGUCAGAUAUUACCUGCAACAGAAAGCCGGUCAAAUCGAAUAUCAUGGAUACUACGUCUACGUACCAGACAUUAUCGGCACAGUCCAGUACACGUGGCAGAAACAUACCAAGCCCAAGGGUGGUUUCCUCAUUGGCACCUCUCCAGCGUUCUGA
Molecule: messenger RNA, 765 nt
Organism: Ostertagia ostertagi
Lineage: Eukaryota; Metazoa; Nematoda; Chromadorea; Rhabditida; Trichostrongylidae
Source: the annotation of a GenBank genome assembly